Molecule: messenger RNA, 3944 nt
Organism: Sardina pilchardus (European sardine)
Lineage: Eukaryota; Metazoa; Chordata; Actinopteri; Clupeiformes; Clupeidae
Gene: agbl2
Product: AGBL carboxypeptidase 2
Exons: 23
Coding region: 331-3558 (1075 amino acids)
Biological process (GO): proteolysis
Molecular function (GO): metallocarboxypeptidase activity; zinc ion binding
Source: RefSeq, a predicted model, not a curated record
UUGAUUCUGUUGAACAUUAGCUGCUAGUGAAAGGAGAAGAAGGAAAUUCCUCCAAGGAAUGUCUCUGGUGACUAAAACAACGCAGUUAGUAGUAUCCGGUAAACUUCGUCAAAACCGUCAUUUUGGACUAUUUAAGGUAGCUUUAAAGCAGACGUUUAAAGUUUGGAACUCAGGCAAUGCUUCAUCGCCAUAGGAAGCUAAAGUUAUCAACUUUACCCAUAGCACUAGUUAACGUUGAUGAGUUGAGUUGGCUUUAGGACGUUUGGGUCAUGCAAAAGUUGCUAAUCUGCAACAGAUCGUCCGUCAGGCAUAACGUUACCGUUACCAGCGAUGAGUCCGUCUUCGGAACCGGGUUCCUUCAUGCAGACCUCUGAUGAUGCAUACGAGAAAUUCAUUUUACGACACCUUCAGCACUACGGUCUGCUUACCGGUAGGGUUACCUCUCCUCCUCGGACCAAUAAUCCAUCCUAUGAUAGAUGGGCAGUUAGUCAAGACUAUCAGUCAUGCACCCAUUCACCUGACAGCCCGGACUCCAAUUCAGGGGAUGAACUAGAUACUGAGAAAACAUUCCACUUGCGUCUGCCCAAGCCUCUCAGGACUAGACAGCUGCUGAUUGAUUUUGAUGGGGGUCGCCCCAUUCCUCGUCUCCGAGAGCCCCGCGAUCUCUUUUCCAUUCCAUCCCUCUCCAGUUCAUUUCAGGGUGUGCGCUGGCCUGUUGAGUGUGAAGUCACUGUUGGAAACAUCUAUCACACAGAAUGGGAUCCACCACAGGCAGAGCCAUUCUACCAGUGCACUGGCCAUGAAAGGACACCAAUGACAGUAGGAGAGGAGAAAGGAAACCUAGUAUACCUAAUCGAUCCAGCUACAAAGACGGCUCACUUCACAUGCUCCCGUGUGGGAGGCAGCCGGGGCCCCAUAAAGGAUGUCCACUGUCCCAGCAGGCAGGAGCCGCCCCUGGCCUUUGAGUCCCGCUUUGAGAGCGCCAACCUUCAGAAAGCAGUGCAGGUAGGUGUCCAUGACUAUGAGCUCACACUUCGGCACGACCUCUACACUACUAAGCACACACAGUGGUUCUACUUUCGGGUGCAGAACAUGAAAGCUGGCAUUGCUUACCGUUUCACCGUCGUCAACCUGCUCAAGUCUAGUAGCCUGUAUUGUUCAGGCAUGCGUCCACUCCUGUACUCAGAGCAGUGUGCGAGGGAGUAUGGCCAAGGAUGGACCCGAACAGGGGCCAACAUUAAGUACUACCGCAACAAUAAGGAGCAGGAUGGCAGACCUCUGUACUCCCUAACCUGGACCUUUGAGUUCCCACAUGAGGGGGACACAUGCUAUUUAGCACACUGCUACCCUUAUACCUACUCAGACCUGCAGCGUUAUUUGUGUAGUGUGAUGCGCCAGCCAAGUAAAGCGGCCUACUGCAAGCUGCGGGUGUUGUGCCGUAGCCUGGCAGGAAACCCGGUCUAUGUACUGACCAUCACGGCUCCAGGCAGCAGCUCAGAUGAGAGGAAUGUGAAGCAGGCCGUUGUGGUGACGGCGAGGGUUCAUCCUGGGGAGACCAACAGCUCGUGGAUCAUGCAGGGCUUCCUCGACUUCCUCCUUAGUGACUCUCCUGAUGCCUGUUUGCUCCGAGAGAUGUUUGUCUUCAAGGUGGUGCCCAUGCUCAACCCUGACGGAGUGGUGGUGGGGAACUACCGCUGUUCAUUGGCUGGCCGUGACCUCAACCGGAACUAUCGCACACUGUUGCAAGAGUCCUUCCCCUGUGUUUGGCAUACUCGUAAUAUGGUGAAAAGGCUGCGGUCAGAAAGAGAAGUGGUUCUGUACUGUGACCUUCAUGGACACAGCAGGAAAAACAAUGUCUUCAUGUACGGCUGUGACAGUAGGAGCAGUACCUCAGCAAACCUCCAGGAAAGGGUCUUCCCUCUGAUGAUGAGCAAGAAUGCUCAUGACAAGUUCUCUUUCAGGAGUUGUAAGUUUAAAGUUCAGAAAAGCAAAGAAGGCACUGGGCGCAUUGUCAUGUGGAAGCUUGGAAUUAGAAACAGCUACACCAUGGAGUCAACCUUUGGGGGCUCCACACUUGGUAGUAGGACAGGUACACAUUUCACCACUCAAGACCUGAAGUCAAUAGGGUAUUACCUUUGUGACACGCUGCUGGACUACAGUGACCCAGAUACAUCCAAGACAAACCAGUGUCUAGCUGAGCUGAGUGCUUUGCUGAGGCUGGAGAUCAGAAGGAGGCUUGGUCAGGAUCUGGACUCCAGCUUAUCCCUGGGUGGUCUCUCAGUCUCUGACAUUGAAUCCAGCACCAGCGGCUCUAACAGUUCAGAGUCAGAUGGCCCUCCAGUUCACUUAGUGAAUACUCCAGACCAGCCACAGAAAAGGCACCUCCGAAGUCGUAAGGAAAGAGAUCGGCUGCAUCACAGUCUAGGACGGGAGACAAUAUCUAAGGCUGUCCAAAAAAACACAGAAUCUCAGGCUUGCAGUGUGCCUGUGAAAAAGGCUCAAGAUACUUUGGCCAUGGUGAAAGAGACAGAAAAAAGACAGCAGCAAUCAAAAGCUUGUCCACCACAGUGCACCAUUUGUGCUCACCAUGGUCUUCGCUUGAGAUGUACAGCACAACAGAGUGGAAGUGCAUGGACCCCUCACCAUGUCAAUCUAACUAACCACAGCAGCGGCCAGGAGGGUGAGACAACACACAACUUGUGCAGAGGUGGAGCAAAUCUUUGUGGGGGUGAGGCUGUGCCCUCUGUCCCACGUCGCCCAGUCAGUGUUGGUGCAGGACAGUCUGGUGUUAAGGACAGGCAGUUACUGCCAAUGCAUCUGUCAGCCAUGACGCUGUGCCCCCGAUUGAAAGGCCAACAAGAAAAGCCUCCACAGUAUACUCCCCCAGCACACAGGGUGGUCCCAGAGAGCAUGCCCACCAACUGGCUGGCAACCUGCAGGUCCGUUUGUUUCUACUUGGCCCGAUCCCAGCGCCAGAUACCUCCCUGCAAUAAACACAGGACUGUAGCCAAAGUGUCCAUCAGAUACUACUUACCUGAGUCAGGACCAGCCAUCAACUCCAUCAAUCAGAAGGGAAAAUGUGGGAUAGAUCAAGAAAAUGAUACUAUUGGUCUCUCCCAGUCUACGACUGUGAAGAAUGGUGACAAAGACUUGACCCAUGAAGCUGCCAGCAGUAAACCUAAAAUAUGCAAUACCACUUUCCUUCCUGAUUUGCACUGCAUGGACAUUCACGGUAAAAGUCAUGGUCAACCAUCAGGUGACCAGGCAGGAUUGGGUAUGAUUAAGCUGGACACAGGAAAAUUGACAGACCUGAGGGGAAGCAUCGGUCAGAACAUUCCAAGGGUUGUCCCAGGACCACCUGAGAGCAGGUUUACCUUAAGACCUCUGGCAGAUGACCAUAAAACAUGUGUGUUGACACAGGUGACUCUACAGGACUCUUCCCCUGACACAUCUGCAGAGUGUGGCAGACUGGAUCAACUGCAGAGCCAAAGACUGGCCAGAAACAGAGAACAGCCACUUGCCAAAGGACUGUUUGCAGCAGACAGACAAAGUUGUUAAGUGCUGAGUUGAGGAUCAAGUUCACCAGCAUUGUCUGUCUUCGGCGUACAUCUCAGUCUUAGCUGUAUUUUAGGUAAGGGUGGCAGAGAUGCAUGUGUGUUGGUAUUGCCUUUACCAAGACAUACAUCAUUAGAACAGGUAGAUUUGAUCUUAUUCUAAAAUCUGGGUAAAUACACAUUUGUAUAAUACACAGGACUUAUGUGUUGAGGUAUGCAGUAGAAAAAUUGACAACUUAUUUUUUUGUUAAUAAACACACAACCAAUGUUUUUUAGUUUCUCUGUUUAUCUAUAUUUUUUUCCUGUUGUAUUCAACAAGUGAAUUUAUUUUACAAUAUUAAAUAAAAAAAUAAAACCUGGCCACUCAGAUAUUUACAAGUGGAUAUGAAA